Molecule: messenger RNA, 1233 nt
Organism: Arachis duranensis
Lineage: Eukaryota; Viridiplantae; Streptophyta; Magnoliopsida; Fabales; Fabaceae
Product: polygalacturonase-like
Exons: 4
Coding region: 1-1233 (410 amino acids)
Biological process (GO): carbohydrate metabolic process
Molecular function (GO): polygalacturonase activity
Source: RefSeq, a predicted model, not a curated record
AUGGCACAUCUAAGGCCAAAACAUAACACUAUUCCACUUCUAGUUAUAAAAGCACUAGUACAUUAUUUUCUCUUCACAUUAAAAACAACCAUAGCUUCUUAUGAUGAUCAAACCCUAAAUGUAAUAGAUUUUGGUGUCAAACCAGGUGGUGAAAUUGAUUCCUCAAGAGCAUUUCUAGAUGCAUGGGAAAGUGCAUGCAACACAAUAACACCAUCAACAAUUUAUGUCCCACAAGGAAGGUUCUUAAUUGGAAAAGUAGUGUUUAAGGGUAGUCAUGAGUAUUGCAAGAGCAAUGGAAUCACAAUGAAAAUUGAUGGUGCACUUGUUGCACCUUCCAAUUAUGAUGAUAUUGGAAAUGAUGGGAAUUGGUUGUUGUUUGAUGAUGUUAAUGGAGUUUCAAUUAUUGGUGGAGUUCUUGAUGGACAAGGCAAUGGUCUUUGGGCAUGCAAGAGAUUUGGCAAGAGAAAUUGCCCAAUGGGUGCUACGAAUUUAGGCUUCACAAAUUCCAACAACAUUGUAAUAAACGGUGUGACCUCACUUAACAGCGAAAUGUACCACAUAGUAAUAGACAGAAGCAAGAAUGUGAAAGUAGAAGGUGUUAGGGUUUCUGCUUCAGGAAACAGUCCCAACACUGAUGGCAUUCAUGUUCAACUCUCAUCAUUUGUAACAAUCAUUGCAUCCAACAUUGCCACUGGUGAUGAUUGCAUCUCAAUUGGUCCAGGAACAACCAAUUUGUGGAUACAAAACAUAGCUUGUGGACCUGGUCAUGGAAUCAGUGUUGGAAGUUUGGGGAAAGAAUUAGAAGAGGCUGGUGUGGAAAAUGUGACAGUUAAAACAGUUACAUUUACAGGAACUGAGAAUGGUGUGAGAAUCAAGUCUUGGGGGAGACCAAGCAAUGGCUUCGCAAGGAACAUCAUUUUCCAACAUCUUACUAUGAUUAAUGUCCAAAACCCCAUAGUCAUUGACCAAAAUUAUUGCCCUAAUGAGAAGGGUUGCCCCGGUCAGAAUUCCGGGGUCAAAAUUAGCAAUGUAAUGUACCAAGAUAUUCAUGGGACAUCAGCAACUGAAGUUGCGGUUAGAUUCAAUUGCAGUCCAAGGAAUCCGUGCAAUGAAAUCACCUUGGAAGAUGUCAAACUUACAUUUCAAACCAACAAACAAGCUCAAGCUUCAUGCAUUCAUGCCCAAGGAAUCACUUCUGGUUUUGUUCAACCUAGCGCUUGUUUCUCAUCUUAG